Messenger RNA from Gekko japonicus, 4180 nucleotides. It is a transcript of the gene NAGLU, whose product is annotated as N-acetylglucosaminidase, alpha. Lineage: Eukaryota; Metazoa; Chordata; Lepidosauria; Squamata; Gekkonidae. The transcript has 6 exons. Bases 1 to 2268 code for a protein of 755 amino acids. The record is from RefSeq and is a predicted model, not a curated record.
AUGGCGCUGCCCGGGCUGGUGGUUCUCUUGGCGGCCGCGACGGCUGGGGCUUCCUGCGCCCCGCGGUGGGAGUCGAUUGCCAGUUUGCGGCCUGAGGCUGCGGAGGCGAGGCAAGCAGGGGCGGUGCGGGAGCUGCUGGAGCGGCUGGUGGGCCCGCGAGCCGCCUCCGGCUUCACGGUGUCGGUGAACCACUCCUUAGCCGGGCCCGGAGGUCUCGACACGUACCGGCUGAGCUCCAGGACUCCGGGAUUGGUCGACGUCGCCGGCUCCAGCGGAGUGGCCGCCGCCUCGGGGAUCUAUCGCUAUUUAAAGGACUUUUGCGGCUGCCACGUCUCGUGGUCCGGCAGGCAGCUCCGACUCCCAGAGAGGCUGCCCCCGGUAGCCUCCGAAAUAAUUGUCACCAGCCCCAACAGGUUCCGCUUCUACCAAAAUGUUUGCACUCAGAGCUACUCCUACGUCUGGUGGAGCUGGGAACGGUGGGAACAAGAGAUCGAUUGGAUGGCCCUCCACGGCAUCAACAUGGCUCUAGCAUUCACCGGCCAGGAAGCAAUCUGGCAGCGGGUGUAUUUGUCUUUGGGACUGAACCAGUCGGAGAUCAAUGAGUAUUUCACAGGCCCGGCCUUCCUCGCUUGGAACCGCAUGGGGAACCUGCAUACCUGGGCAGGGCCGCUGCCUCUCUCCUGGCACCUGAAGCAGCUCUAUUUGCAGUAUAGGAUCCUGGAGAGAAUGCGUUCCCUGGGAAUGUUGACGGUGCUGCCCGCCUUCUCUGGACACAUCCCCCAUGGCAUUUUAAGGGUUUUCCCCCGGCUCAAUGCGACACGUCUGGGAAGCUGGAGCCACUUUGACUGUGCCUGCUCGUGCACCUACCUCCUGUCGCCUGAAGAUCCCAUGUUCCAGGUCAUCGGGACCCUUUUCCUAAAAGAACUGAUCAAGGAGUUUGGAACCGACCACGUCUACAGCGCUGACACUUUCAACGAGAUGCGCCCACUCUCAUCGGAACCCUCCUACCUGUCCAAGGUCAGCGCGGCUGUUUUCCAGUCGAUGGCCGGAGCUGACCCUGGAGCUGUGUGGCUGAUGCAAGGCUGGCUCUUCCAGCACCAGCCUGACUUCUGGCAGCCGGCCCAAGUCCGAGCGCUCCUGCGGGGCGUGCCUCUUGGCCGGAUGGUGGUGUUGGACCUUUUUGCCGAAUCCAAGCCCGUCUAUCCUUGGACAGACUCCUUCUACGGGCAGCCUUUUAUCUGGUGCAUGCUUCACAACUUCGGUGGGAACCACGGUCUUUUCGGCACGGUGGAGAGCGUCAACCAGGGCCCCUUUGCGGCCAGGCGGUUCCCCAACUCCACCAUGGUGGGCGUCGGCCUGACCCCCGAAGGCAUCGAGCAGAACGACGUGAUGUACGAGCUCAUGACGGACCUGGGCUGGCGCAAGGAGCCGGUGGACCUUCAGCAGUGGGUGGCUGAUUACGCCGCGCAGCGCUACGGCGCCAGGGACGCACAGGCGACAGCCGCCUGGCAGUUGCUGCUCCGGAGCGUCUACAACUGCUCGGGGGUUUGCGUCAACCACAACCACAGCCCGCUCGUGCGCCGCCCGUCCUUGCGGAUGAACACGGAGCUGUGGUACAACCAGAGCGCUGUCUAUGAAGCCUGGCGGCUGUUGCAGAGUGCUACCGGAGAGUUGUACGCCAGUAGCACCUUCCGCUAUGACUUGGUGGACGUGGCUCGCCAGGCCAUGCAGCAGCUGGUGAGCGACUAUUACUGGGAGAUCAAGCAGGCGUUCCAGGGCCAUGUGCUGUCUCGCCUGCUCACUGCCGGCGGCGUGCUGGUCUACGACCUCCUCCCAGAACUAGACAGCCUCCUGGCCAGCGACAAGCGGUUUUUGUUGGGGCGCUGGCUGGAAUCCGCCCGUUUGACGGCCACCAGCGACAAAGAGGCGGAGCUGUAUGACCUCAACGCGCGCAACCAAUUGACGCUCUGGGGACCUCUCGGCAACAUCUUGGACUACGCCAACAAGCAGCUAGGAGGGCUGGUGUUGGACUAUUAUGGGGUGCGUUGGACUCUCUUUGUUUCCACCCUGGUGGAGUGCCUCGACGCUGGCACACCCUUCCACCAGAACCAAUUCAACCAAGCCGUUUUCCAGGUGGAGAGGGGCUUCAUCUACAAUGGGAAACGGUACCCAGUCCGGCCCAUCGGUAACACCCUGGCGAUAGCCCAGAAGAUAUUUCUGAAGUAUUACCCUGCUGCCUUGAAGCGUGGACAUACGGGUGCUGUGUGAAGACUUCUUAUGGAGAGAAACUGUUCCGCUGUUUGGACCAUAAGUCCAAAACUUGUUUUGUGCUCGAGCUCCGAGCCCGACCCGAUGCUACGUCGCUCGGGUAACUGUUCUGAAUGCCUGUUCCAAAUGGAACUGGAACUCCGGCCAGGAAGGCAGUUGCUGAUUGGCAGAGAGAGAGCUGUGGGGCUAAACUGGGCCUGGAAAUUUGUGCCCUUUGACCUGGAAACACUUUCUGUCUGGUUCCUGAUUUGUAAAAGCCGGUGUGUGUGAUAACCAUUGUCAGGAACUUGGCACAUACUCAGGGUCCUUUUUGUCCUCAUCGUUCUAGGAUUCCGGCUCACAUUGAGCCAGAAGCGGGCUCUCCUUUGCCUUAAUUGGAACGGAAAAGCGGUGGAAGGCCUUCUGAACAAGCUGUCUGCCGGAGACCAUCCAAGCGCCACCGCCAGCUUUCCUUCCUCCCCAUGGCUUCCUCUGUGCCAUUCAGACCACGGUGCCUCCCAAACCGGCGCUCUUAUGCUGCAGAAAGUACUUGCAGAGCCUAUUGUGCCAGACGGUUUCUGCAAGCGAGCAAGUGGGGCUUAGAGGGCCUUUAAGGGGCGUGAGACCAAGCCGCUAGACACCCUUCCUCCCCGUGCCUUGGCAAGCGAGGGAAGUUAACCCGCUGAUUGCAGAGCUCUAGUGAUUGUAGGGGUUAUUGGCUUGACCCCCCCCCACACACACGCACGCACGUGAGGAGGGAGCUGAGCUGUUUGCGUGGGGACUCCCCUUUUGCCAAGGUAGCCUUCCCGAGCGAGCAAGAGCUGUUUGGGUUGGGGAGGGAGGAGGUCGACAGACCCUUUGGAGUAGAACCGGUGUUUCACCAAAGUGAACCAGCUGACACUUGGCAACAGAGCGCAGAGGGAGGGUUUAGGCCGUUUGUGUAGUACCGGGUGUUGCUUCCUUCUUCUGUAAGAAUGAGGAAUUUCGGAUUUGGAGGCAGGCGACAAAGGAGGAAAAAAGAGUCUCUGAAAGUAAGGAAGGCUACAGCCAAAGUAUCCCGCUUGCAGUGGCUUCAGCUAGGGGAGAGGCCGGCUUCCAGAACUGUAUCCCUUCCGUCUUAUUAGCCGGUAAUCUUGUCAGGCAUUCCCAUAAUGCUGCUAAUAUUUUUGCUGCAUGGGGAAGAGUUUCCCUUCCCUUUUUUCCAGUGCCUUAUUGCUCCAGAGUAACUAAGGGGGUGCAUUUGCGUCUGUAUAUUAGUGUCGUUUGCAAAACUGUCUUAUUUCCAGUUUAAUAUUUGAUGGGGAAACUGCCCUCUUGUGGCAGAAAGGAGCAAUAACAAGGGCUCUGCGUACUCUUGAGUGUUAGCAAAAGGCGAACACAACACGUGGUCCCGUGGAGAGGCAGACUUGCAUAUAUGUGUUGAUUUUGUAUAAUUCAUCUUGUAACAAGGACAGGGAGUGAGCUACGUGUGGCACCAAAGCCUGCGGAAUGAGGCCUCAGCACCCCACGGCUCCCUUGGGAAACACAACGAAACACUGGAACUUCUUUACAACUUUAAGGGCUAGUAACUUGGUGUGUGUUUUUUUUAAAUCAAAGCCAAAAUUCUCAAGGUGUUGAACCCUGUGAUGAAGGCCAGUUUCUGCACUACUCUGACGUGCACAUGGAACACGCUUAUCCUCUGUGAUGGCAAGACCAGUGGUUUUAAGUGCCCGUAGAAUGUCGUCGGAGCAGACGGUAGCACCGAAGAGUGCCAAUUUUCAUCUACCCAGAGGAGAAACCCCGGCCAGAUUGCAGUAGCCACUGAAAAGCCUUUUUUCCCUGACGGGGAUCCAUGUGGCAGGGGUCAGAUUGUAAAUGUUUCUAGGGAGCAAAUGGGUCUAAAUGUACGAAGCUUUUACAGCAUUGCAUAAAUCUGGGGGCAGCUGCCGCUGUU